Polychytrium aggregatum is the source of this 748-nucleotide messenger RNA. RefSeq lists its product as uncharacterized. The transcript is spliced from 2 exons. The record is from RefSeq and is a predicted model, not a curated record. The annotation marks the transcript as partial. Lineage: Eukaryota; Fungi; Chytridiomycota; Chytridiomycetes; Polychytriales.
CGCGUCUGAACAUGAUGACCACGCUUGCUGUCGCCGAUCCCGAGCAAAUGAACGAGAGGGAUGAGCAGCGCCCAGAAAGGGUGCGCGGAAUCUCUGAGCGAUUCAAGAGCGCCGAUUCGAGGCAGCAAUCAGACCGGCGGUGCGCCAUUGGGGAUCAGCAUACGGCGGCUCAUCCGGCAGCACAGCUCUGGCCUGUCGCCCUUUGGGUCCGCCGCUUCAUUUCAUUCCAUCAUCGUGCACGCUUAGCCACCCCUUCAACGCCUUGGAGCUGGUGUUCAUUCCGAUUGUGCCCGACCUUGCGACACCGGCCCUGGCCCUCCACCGAUAUGGACAAAACCGAUGCCGAUUUACUUCGGCAGCUCUUCCGCGAGAACGGGGAGCUGCGAGGCAAAAUCAGCUUUCUGCAGCGAGAGCUCUACAACAAAACAGCUCAAUAUGAAAGCGCAGAAGACGAAAUUCGCCAGCUCAAGGAGAAGCUAGAGGAAGACGCGGAGCCAAUAAGAUCGAGACCCAGCGUGAGAAACGGCCUGCAAACUGCAUGUGAAUCGCGAGUCCACGGAACGAUGGAUUCCGAGCGCUCAUCGUGCUCAUGGUACCCAUCGCGUCCAUCAUGCCCAUCACUGACGCCUCCGAUUGAAUAGACGCAGCUUCGGCAAAGAUCGAUUUUGAAGACUCCUGAGGAGCUGGUGAGAAAGUCGUUCAGUUGUGGGACGGCUGAUCCUGCACCCGGCAGCUCGAUAGAGGACAC